CAGGCCUCCCGGGAGCCCAUGUCCGAGGAAAGCGACUCCCUGAGAACCAGCCCCUCGGCCGCGUCCCUCUCGGACCAUGAGCUGCCGCCGCGCCGCGCGCCGCCGGCCUACGUGUGCUCGCUGAGCGAGGAGCUGGUGGCCCGGGCCCGGGAGGAGCUGCAGGAGAAGCCCGAGUGGCGGCUGCGGGACGCGCAGGCCCUGCGCGACAUGGUGUGCAAGGAGCACCCGCACCUGGGCACGGCGCUGGACGACGCCUUCCUGCUGCGCUUCCUCCGCGCCCGCAAGUUCGACUACGACCGCGCCCUGCAGCUGCUGCUCAACUACCACGGCUGCCGGCGCAGCUGGCCCGAGGUCUUCGCCGACCUGCGGCCCUCGGCGCUGCGCCACGUGCUGGCGUCCGGCUUCCUCACCGUGCUGCCCCACGCGGACCCCCGCGGCUGCCCCGUGCUCUGCCUCCGCCCAGACCGGUGGGUCCCCAGCAGCUACCCCAUCACCGAGAACAUCCGAGCCAUCUACUUGACGCUGGAGAAGCUCAUUCAGUCUGAAGAAACCCAGGUGAAUGGGAUUGUCAUUCUGGCCGACUACAAAGGAGUGAGCUUGUCCAAAGCAUCUCAUUUCGGCCCUUUUAUAGCCAAAAAGGUGAUUGGCAUCCUCCAGGAUGGCUUCCCCAUUCGGAUCAAGGCAGUCCAUGUCGUGAACGAACCUCGAAUCUUUAAGGGCAUCUUUGCCAUCAUCAAACCGUUUCUGAAGGAGAAAAUAGCAAACAGAUUUUUCCUCCACGGGUCCGACCUGAGCUCCCUGCACGCGAGCCUGCCCCGGAGCAUCCUCCCCGACGAGUACGGGGGCACGGCCGGAGAGCUCGACGUCUCCUCCUGGAGCGAGGUGCUGCUGGCGGCCGAGGACGACUUCGUGAGAGAGUUCUGCCAGGCCGUGCCCGCGGGCGACCCCGUGCCGGGCCAGGCUGUGCCGCCCGAGGGGCUGGCCGCGGAGGCGCAGUGUGACGACUCCCUGCGGGCCGUGAAGUCCCAGCUGUACUCCUGCUACUAG
Molecule: messenger RNA, 1047 nt
Organism: Sorex fumeus (smoky shrew)
Lineage: Eukaryota; Metazoa; Chordata; Mammalia; Eulipotyphla; Soricidae
Gene: TTPAL
Product: alpha tocopherol transfer protein like
Exons: 4
Coding region: 19-1047 (342 amino acids)
Cellular component (GO): membrane
Molecular function (GO): phosphatidylinositol bisphosphate binding
Source: RefSeq, a predicted model, not a curated record